Messenger RNA from Oryza sativa Japonica Group (Japanese rice), 2509 nucleotides. Lineage: Eukaryota; Viridiplantae; Streptophyta; Magnoliopsida; Poales; Poaceae. The record is from RefSeq and is a predicted model, not a curated record.
CUUUGCACUGCAUAUGAAAUUUUUUUUUUCUCUUUCACUCCAAUCCAUUCCAUUUACCCAAUCCGCGAUCCAUCCAUCAUCCCCUACCUCUCGCUCUCUCUCUCCUCUCCUCUCCUCUUAUUAUCAUCGCAUCCAUCCCGCACUUCUCUCUCUUUGGUGGUGGUGCUCGCUCUCGCUCACCCUGCUUUGACCUUUGGAUUUUUAUUUUUAAGGAUCCAAGAAAGUGCUGUUUCUUGGGUUGCUUGGAGGUGGAGGAGUUUGGGAGAUUGUUUGUGUUUGAUUGAUUGGUUGAUUGAUUGGAGGAAGAUGACGGUGGAGGAGAGGCAGGGGAGGGUGGGAGGCCAUGGUGUGAGCGGCGGCGGCGGCGGGAGAGACCAGUUCCCGGUCGGCAUGCGGGUGCUCGCCGUCGACGACGACCCCACCUGCCUCAAGAUCCUCGAGAACCUCCUGCUUCGAUGCCAGUAUCACGUGACAACAACUGGUCAGGCGGCCACGGCCCUGAAGCUGCUCAGGGAGAACAAGGACCAGUUUGACCUGGUGAUCAGCGACGUCCACAUGCCGGACAUGGAUGGCUUCAAACUCCUUGAGCUUGUCGGCCUCGAGAUGGACCUCCCAGUCAUUAUGUUGUCUGCGAACGGGGAAACACAAACUGUCAUGAAGGGUAUAACCCAUGGUGCAUGUGACUAUCUUCUGAAGCCAGUGCGUCUUGAGCAGCUAAGGACGAUAUGGCAACAUGUGAUUAGGCGUAAGAAUUGUGAUGCUAAGAACCGUGGUAACGAUGAUGACGCUGGUCAGAAGGCACAGGGAAUGAACAAUGAAGGUGAGAGUAUUGGUGCUAACCGCAACAAGAGGCAGUCACGGAAAAGUAGAGAUGAGAAUGGAGAUGAUGGUGAUGAUUCUGAUGAGAACAGUAAUGAGAAUGGAGACUCAUCAACACAGAAGAAGCCAAGGGUCGUGUGGUCUGUUGAGCUGCACCGAAAGUUUGUGGCUGCUGUUAACCAGCUUGGCAUCGAGAAGGCUGUUCCAAAGAAAAUAUUGGAUCUCAUGAAUGUAGAGAACAUCACCAGGGAGAAUGUUGCUAGUCAUUUGCAGAAGUAUCGGCUGUACCUUAAACGGUUGAGCACUGAUGCAAGCAGGCAGGCUAACCUUGCAGCUGCAUUUGGAGGAAGGAACCCUGCUUACAUAAACAUGAAUUCAUUUGGAAACUACAACGCAUAUGGUAGAUACCGUACAGUCCCAACUGCUGGCCAUACCCAGGCAAACAACAUUCUUACUAGGAUGAACUCCCCUUCUGCGUUUGGUGUUCAUGGUUUGCUGCAUUCACAGCCAAUUCAGUUAGGACAUGCCCAAAAUAAUCUGAGCACUUCACUGAAUGAUUUAGGAGGGCUUAAUAAUGGUAACAUGAUCAGAGGUGCACAGAUGUCAACAAUUCUAACUGGUCCUUCUGGUAACUCCUUUCCAAACAUAUCGAAUGGUGCACCGCUGGCAACUGCAAACAGAUCACUGCAACCUCUUGAGUCGAGCAAUCAGCAACACCUUAGUCGGGUGCAUUCAUCUUCUGCAGAUCCAUUUAGCACACUUGUUGGUGAGUCUCCCCAGUUUCCUGAUCUUGGAAGAACCACCAAUACUUGGCAAACUGCGGUUCCAUCCAACAUUCAGGAUCGUGGUCACAAUGAUAACAUGUCGCAAGCCACCCUGCAUAUGAAUGGCCCCAAAAUUGAACCUGUCUCAAGCUUCACAUCAUCCAAUCAGAUUCCGCUGCUGGGAAAUGAGAUGCAGGGCCAAGUAGCAUCACUAGCUAGCAAUGUUCCAAUAGCAUUCAAUCAGGACACAUCACCAUUCAACUAUGGAAGCAGCACAAACUCAAGAGACAUGCUAAAUAACAGCCAUGUAUUUAGUAACUCCAGCAUCAACACAUCGUUGCCCAACCUUAGCUUAGACAAUCCGGCUGUACCAAGGCAGACACUGGAUCGUGGGAAUACGGGCAUUGUUUCUCCCAUGCAAGAUGGAAGGAUUCAUCACCAAGCUGUUAGCAAUCAGCUAAACUAUAAUGACGAUCUUAUGCGGACAACUGGGCUGCAAAGGGGUCUCAGUGGUGGUCUAGAUGACAUUGUUGUUGACAUGUUUAGGCCGGACCGCGAAGACGACGGCGUUCCUUACAUCGAUGGGGACUGGGAGCUGGUCUAGCCAGCCUCCAUUUCAAUCAUUAGUCCGCGUACGAGGUUUUUCUGCAUUCGCGGUGUCGGCUGCUGAUUGGUCCAUGCUCACUUGUCAGCACAAAGUGGUGUUCAUAGUGGCUAGCCUUCAUCACAAGUGCAUUUCACAUUUGGCUUCUUUUUUCAGCUUAGUGAUUAUUAGUUGGCCAGUCAGUCUGUGAAAUUUAUGUGGAGAAACGGCUAUGUGGUGUGUUUUUAUCAUGACUUAUACUAUAAUAACUAUGUUAGUUCAGGUAUAACCGGUUAUCCUGAUAAUAUAGUAUGCUUGGUAAAAUUCUCGUUAAUCAUCGAAA